UUGUGUGUGCCUCCCUCCUUCAGUAUAAGUACAAAUGUAGUACUCCAGUCACAGGCAACCAAAGAACCAUCACUUGGUACCAGUAGUGCAACAACUUGUUCAGUCGAGAGGAAUACCUUCUAGCCUUCUAGUAGCCAGGAUGGCCAUGGAGAGAGCUUGGAAGCCAAGGGAAAUUGCUGACACUUUUGGCAUUGAGAUGGAUGAAGAGGAGGCUGCGGCUGCGGCGAUACCGCCUCCGCAGACGCCAUUGGAGCCCAUGGAGUACCUGUCGAGGUCAUGGAGCGUGUCAGCGUCAGAGAUAUCCAAGAUCCUUUUCAACGGGAGCAAGAAGAGCUUUGCCGCCAAGCGUCUGCCGGAGAUGACCAUACCGGAAAACUCUGUGGUCGCUGCGUCCAUUGUUCCCAGCCAUCUGCAACAUAUAGACACAAGAAGGAAUUCAAUCAGCAGCCACCACCUGCCAAUUGGGAGGUGGUUCCAACACAAGGAGGCAAGCCGGGUCAAGCAGAGCAGCAAAGAGAAGCUGCGAGCCGAGAAGGCCCAUGUACACGCCAUGGUGUCGGUGGCCCGGGUCGCAGCUGCCGUUGCUGCGGUUACCGCGGCCACCACGAGCUCAGAUAUCCAGACCUCCAAGAUGGCCGCGGCCAUGGUGUCGGCCACCGAGCUAUUGGCUUCGCACUGCGUGGAGAUCGCGCAGCACGCGGGGGCACGCCAUGAGCAGGUGGCCUGUGCCAUCCAGUCUGCAGUUGGUGUUAGAAGCUCUGGUGAUCUGAUGACACUCACAGCAGCAGCAGCUACUGCUCUUCGAGGAGCCGCAACAAUGAAGCAGAGAGUGCAGCGAGAGAUGAGAAGCAAUGCGAGUGUUCUUCCGUAUGAGAAGGGUCACUCAUGGAGUCCUGACAUCUGGUGCAAGGAGGGGGAGUUACUGAAACGCACAAGAAAAGGAGAUUUACACAAGACACGAGUAUCUAUAUACAUCAACAAGAGGUCACAGGUCAUAUUGAAGUUGAAGAGUAAACACAUAGGAGGAGCACUAUCAAAGAAGAACAAGAGUGUGGUUUUUGGUGUGUACAACGAGCUUCCCACAUGGGUUGAGGCAGGGAAACAUUUCACAGAGGAGAGAUGCUGCUUUGGCCUGAGCACGGCACAAGGUCUGGUAGAGUUUGAGUGUGAGAACAGCACAAGUAAACAGAGGUGGGUCGAUGAUGUGAAGAAUCUGCUUCGGCAGGUCGCUGCAGAAGAGCAAGUGGAAAAUAAGUUGGGAUCAGUGAAGCUCAGUUGAUGUAGUUCAUACAUGUGUACACUAUUUUCAUGUUGGCAGGUGGUAUACCAUAGAAGGUGCCUUAUUGAUGCCAGGCGUAUAUAUUGUUGUACUCUUAAAUUGUCAGGUAGUUUUGUACUGUACACACAAAAUGAUAAGAUACAUAAUAGAUCAUAUGUUAGUCCAC
Messenger RNA from Oryza sativa Japonica Group (Japanese rice), 1445 nucleotides. RefSeq names its product VAN3-binding protein. Lineage: Eukaryota; Viridiplantae; Streptophyta; Magnoliopsida; Poales; Poaceae. The record is from RefSeq and is a predicted model, not a curated record.